AGAAGAUGUACCCUAACAGUGGACCCUCUGGUCCCCAAAGAGCUGACUAUAACAUUGAGAGUUCGCUUAGAGUGAUGACCUCUAAUAUAGGACCUCUCAGAAUUCCGACUCCACAAAAAGAUGUAUAUAACACUCCUUUAAGGCCUCCUCAGGGUCAAAAUAACCCAGAGAAGGAUACCCCAGAAAGCAAAGGAGGUCAGGCCCAGAAUUUACUUGUCAACAAGAGUAUCUACUCAGACCUCAAAUCUGAUAUAUCCAAAAAGUACUAUCCUCCAAAAUGAUCAUAUAGAGGUGGCAAUGAGGCUAAAGGAAUUACCACAACAGAUAUGCUCAAAAUAAUAGCUCUCAAGAACGAAUGCAUGCACAAGGUCGGCAUCAUUAAGCUCAACGAGAUAGACAACGAUAUCCUUAUUCUUGAGAAAGCUAUCAAAGAAGAGGACUCUCACAUCGAUGUGCUGAAGCACAAUAUCGUCAACACUUCAGAUGUUGACGGGUCUAACUUUGCCUAUCGGAAUAAUUUGAAAUUCCAUUCCACCCAGCCUCUUGGAACUGAUACUCAAUCUAAGAUUAAAUCUUACCUGAGCGAGCACUUGUCAAACUUCAAGCCUCAUAAUAAGAAGACCAUUCAGUUAAUAGAACAGAUCAAGUCUCAAAAUGCAGAAAUCAUUAAGAAAAAUGGAAGGAUUUUCGACAAAAACUUCUCAAAACCCAUUCAAAAUUUUGAACUCAUUGAAGAAAAGAAGCAAGAGCGGAAGAAUAAGUAUAUAAAGGAGAAAUUAAAUCUAACGGUUUUGCCCAAUCUGAACCAAGAUACAAAGAUCUUCAUGGACCUAGAUGUACAAUACGACUUCAUUCCUACAAAUGAAGAGUACUUGCGGAGAAUGAGACUUGACUUCAUUUCUAAAUAAAGAUAAAGUAGUCAACUUCAUUCGAAAAUCCAUAAAAACGAAAGCUCAAAAAGAGAUUUUCUACCAUCACAAAUUCGAUCAUGACUAUCUAGAAUGGUCCAAACGAGUUAGUAAAAGUAACGAGAGCCCCUCUAAUAUGAAGAAAGGUAGCACUGAUUGGCAUUCUGACUUGAGACAAAAAGAUGGAGAUCUUUUAAAGGAGAUCCUGGAGAAGGAUUCAGCCAUCCCUACUGAAGAUUUCACACCUCAACUCCAAAAGACCCAAUCCAAGAGGACAACUAACAACUCUAGAGGACAAUGGAUGGACAAGAAGAAAGACCAUGAUGAAGAUGAAGAAGGCUAUGACAGAGAGAUAGAACUGUUCCGUAAAGGCAAAGCUCAUAUUAUAAAAGCAAAUUACAACCAUUAUAAACAAGAAUUCUUUGGAAUUGAGCCAACUCAUAAAAGUAUCCUUGACUUGAUCAGAUACGACUAUGACUACAAAAGCUCAGAUAUCUGGAGUCUUGAAGAUAUAAGGAACUUCAUGGUGCAAUAUUUAAACUAUCCAAAGGAUUUCAACAAGAUCACAUCAUUUUUCAACAAUAAGACCAACAAGGAUAUUGUAAACUUCUAUUUCAACUUUAAAUUUCACUUCCAGCUAGUCAAGCAUGUCAUGGAAAUCGAGAGGCCAAAGUACAGGGAACUCAAGAAAUCAGGAUACCCCAGUAGAUCUACUGCUUACAACAAUUAUGCUAUUCGACCAAAUCAUAAGAAAAUAGAAUACAUAAACCAAGCAGCAGAUGAGGUUAUAAAGGAGAUUACUUCCAAGUACUACCAAGAAUAUGAGGAUUACUCUCAAUCUAAAUUUGGUCUGCCUGUUACGAAAUUCACAACAUUCCAGCUAAUGAAGAUCUUCAGUAACUCAAGCAGUGACAGGAACAAUCUCCAGACAAAGCACAAGAAACGAGAGCAGAUGUAUGAAGAAGCUAAGAAAAGAAGCAACACAGAAUGAGUUAAACUUGUUUACAGACCUCCCAACACAGAUAUCGGCCCAUGGACAUGCGCUUACUUUGACGAAGUCAUGAAGAAUGGAGAGGAAGUUGAGGCUAAACUUCUAUCUAAUUUUCAGCCCCUCAAACAAGCUCUUGAUGCUCGUGAAAGCCAAAUCCUUACUGACACUCAGAAAUUUGUAUUGAAUUCAAAACGACUCACUGAUGUCGUUCCACAAAGGAAAAUUUUUGACAGAAUCAAUAGUAAAACUAAAAAUAAGAAGCAAGAAGAAAUCACCAUGCAGGAAGACAAUAACCCUGAAGAUGAAGAAGACAUUGAAAAUUAUGAAGAGGGUUACCAAGGUAGAUAUCAGCCUGAUUUCCUCCUCUUAGAAAAGAACCUAUCAUGUGACUCUGAAAUGGCUAUUGAAUCUGAUAAAGAAGAAACUAUCAAAUUCAGCAACUCAGCAUAUGAUAAAGUUAACAAAGCUACUCCUACAAGCAAGAAUAACGAUAGUGAACAGCUUACCCAAACCUAUGAGAUGGGGAUAUCAACUUCUCAUGCCUACAUGAGAGAGAACAAACCUCAAAUUAAGAAAACCGAGGCUCCAUUCAUCCCAAACAAGUCUUUCAACCAUGAAGAUUUAUCAAUCAGGAGUUCCUCUAUAGGCCAUGAGAAAGUGAAUUCUACCUCUUCAAUGCAAAGAUCCUCGAAAUACCCAAAACCACAGUUCUCAAGAACAGCUAGUGAAAGAAAAUCCAUGGCUCACUGGAUAGAGCCUGAAAAGGAAGAAUUCAAAAAACAACUCUCGAUUCACGGGAAGGACUGGAAGAGGAUCUCAGAUGUAAUCACUAAUAAAACUGAGAAACAGAUCAGGAAUUUCUACCAGAACUAUAAAAAGAAGCUCAAAUUAGAAGAAUUGUUGCCAGCUCGAGACAAGCUUGACCUCGAGAGGUCUAAUGAAGGCCAAUCACCCAAGAACAUGAAAUCAUCAGAAAGAUCAUACGAGCCUAAGAAGAAGAGCAACUAUGCCCUUGAGAACACUGUCCACAAGGGAAAGAAGGGCAGACCAUCCACAAAGUCAGCCUCCCCAUUCAAGAAGAGAAGCAAGAGAAGAAAGAUCGAGUCAAGCGAAAACGAAAGUGAACCUUCACUUGAAGAAGUCAAGGAAUCACAGAGUGAAAGCUCUUCAAGCAGUGAAGAAGAAAACAGAAAAAGAGUAGCUAAAGCUAAGAGAAAAGAUGCUACAAAACAUACAACAUAUUGUUCAUUGUGAAAAUGAUCAAAGCCUUGCUUAUGCAGACAAGAAUUGAUCAGCCAGAGUUCAAGCAAGAGCUCAUCGUCAUCAGAGCAAAGCAGUCAGAAUUCAGAUGAUAGCAGUCAAGAAAUGGAUAAUGAUAUUGAUGAAGAAAGUCUGUAAUAAGUUAUCCUUUAAAGCUAAAAAUAAAGU
Messenger RNA from Moneuplotes crassus, 3327 nucleotides. The record is from the annotation of a GenBank genome assembly. Lineage: Eukaryota; Ciliophora; Spirotrichea; Euplotida; Euplotidae.